This is a messenger RNA of Nematolebias whitei (Rio pearlfish), 3053 nucleotides long. It is a transcript of the gene clpxb, whose product is annotated as caseinolytic mitochondrial matrix peptidase chaperone subunit Xb. The record is from RefSeq and is a predicted model, not a curated record. The coding region runs from base 233 to 2107 and encodes 624 amino acids. Gene Ontology annotation, molecular function: ATP hydrolysis activity; ATP binding; protein dimerization activity. Gene Ontology annotation, cellular component: mitochondrial matrix. Lineage: Eukaryota; Metazoa; Chordata; Actinopteri; Cyprinodontiformes; Rivulidae. Gene Ontology annotation, biological process: protein folding; proteolysis; protein catabolic process. The transcript has 15 exons.
AACCGAGUUUGUACCAGCAGGCGUUACGUCACUUUAGGUCGUGUCCCACCUGGGAAAUAACGGCCUAAAGGAGCAAACUCUUACUAGUUCAUACAACAAGCCAUAUGGUACUAGUGUUAGUCACCGACCUGCCAAACAAGUAUAGUGCGACAGCUUAGUGACUUAGCAUAUUUUUCCCGAAGGUGCUACCAAAACGUUUUCAUCGUGCACUGAUAUUCAGACACAAGGAGUGAUGUCCUGUACGUGCACCUCAGCUGUGAGAUUGUUCCUUAGCACCGCUCACAGAGGACUGUCAUGCACCCGAAUCCAGCUGUUUUCUCUGAGUCGUCAGGGCUCUCGGGAAACUCCUUUUCAUCCACGGGUGUGUGUCAGGUCGUUUUCAGACACCUCUGUCUGUUACGCAGCUAAAGAUGGGACAACGAAAGACGGCGGAAAUGAUUGCGGAAAGAAAAGUGUCAGUGAGGGAAAAAGACUGUCUGGUUCUGGAGGAUCAGGCAAAGGGGGAAGCCAGUUACGCUGCCCUAAAUGUGGAGACCCCUGCACACAUGUAGAGACCUUUGUAUCAUCAACACGGUUUGUCAAAUGUGAGAAGUGUCAUCACUUUUUUGUGGUCCUUUCGGAAACGGACUCUAAAAAAGGGCUAAACAAAGAACCAGAAUCUGCUGCGGAGGCUGUGAAAUUGGCGUUUUCACAGAAACCACCUCCUCCCCCCAAGAAGAUAUAUGCCUAUCUGGACAAAUAUGUUGUUGGCCAGUCUUACGCUAAAAAGGUCCUGGCAGUUGCUGUGUAUAAUCACUACAAGCGCAUCUACAACAACAUCCCUGCAGGAAGCCGACAGCAGGUGGAGGUGGAGAAGCAGCCGUCUUUGACACCUCGUGAGCUAGAGAUGAGAAGACGAGAGGAUGAAUACAGAUUCACAAAGCUGCUGCAGAUUGCAGGGAUCAGCCCUCAUGGAAAUGCUCUGGGAGCGACCAUGCAGCAGCAGGCGAGCCAGCAGCCGCUUCAGGAGAAGAGGGGUGGAGAGGUCCUGGACUCCAUGCACUCAGACAUCAAACUGGAGAAGAGCAACAUUAUACUCCUCGGUCCGACCGGUUCAGGAAAAACAUUAUUGGCACAGACACUGGCACGUUGUCUUGAUGUUCCAUUUGCAAUCUGCGACUGCACCACUCUGACUCAAGCCGGAUACGUGGGAGAAGACAUCGAGUCGGUCAUUGCCAAACUUCUGCAAGACGCCAACUACUCAGUGGAGAAGGCACAGCAAGGUAUUGUGUUCCUGGAUGAGGUUGAUAAGAUUGGCAGCGUGCCUGGAAUCCAUCAGCUAAGAGAUGUGGGCGGAGAGGGAGUUCAGCAGGGUUUGCUGAAGCUCUUGGAGGGUACGAUCGUCAAUGUGCCUGAGAAAAACUCCAGAAAGCUAAGAGGGGAAACGGUGCAGGUCGACACAACAAACAUUCUGUUUGUUGCGUCCGGCGCGUUCAAUGGCCUUGACAGGAUCAUUAGCAGAAGAAAAAAUGAAAAGUAUUUGGGUUUUGGAACUCCCUCCAACUUGGGUAAAGGGCGCAGGGCAGCUGCGGCGGCGGACUUGGCUAACAGCAGCGGUGAGACGGACACGGUGGCCGAGAUCGAGGAGAAGGACAGGCUGCUGAAGCACGUUGAAGCCAGGGACCUGAUUGAGUUUGGAAUGAUUCCAGAGUUUGUUGGCCGUCUUCCUGUUGUUGUUCCCCUGCACAGUUUGGAUGAAGAUACGCUGGUCCGGAUCUUGACUGAACCACGUAAUGCUGUGGUGCCACAAUACCAGGCUCUGUUCAGCAUGGACAAAUGUGACCUCAAUGUCUCCCAAGAUGCUUUGAGAGCCAUCGCACGUAUGGCUUUGGAGAGGAAAACUGGAGCUCGUGGACUCAGAUCCAUCAUGGAAAACCUCCUCCUUGAGCCCAUGUUUGAGGUGCCGCACUCGGACAUUACUGCUGUGGAGCUGGACAAAGAUGCUGUCCAGGGAAAAUCAGAACCCAGAUACAUCAGAGCUCCAGCCAAGGAGUCUGCAGAGGAAGAGUACGACUCCGGCAUCGAGGAGGACAACUGGCCUCGGCAGGCGGACGCUGCUAACAACUGAACCACGUCGCUCGUUUCUCCUGCAGGUCAAGCUGUCUGAAAUCAUUCAUUACCAUGAACGUUUUGGAUACUAAGUUUGGUACCAACUCUUUUCUUACUGCGCCUGACAAAUAAACUGUGGACACUGACGAAGAAGCUUUCACACUGAACAAGUAAAGAGAGAGUAACAACCUUUGGUCUCGUAUCAAAUAAUUCUCUACUGGUGCACUCACACUGUGGACCUUAUAUGAAAUAUUCAAUCUCUGGGGAUUGUUAACAGUUUAUCUAUAUAAAGAUAAUGCAAUUUUAAUUAUAGAAAGUAUUUGUAGCUAGUUUGUAUUCUCUUUUUGUGGUGAUUGGCUGUACUGGCAAAGGAAGCAAAUGGAAAUAAUGGGAUCAUACUGUACACUUGAAAACUGGGGGGGGGUGGGAGGCGCUUAGAAAGUGUAGAUGCAACUUUACCAUGUUAAGAAAUGCCUUAAGUUCAGAGGGCAUGAUAUUCCAUGAACACAUCAAUAUUUUGAUGUUUCUGUCUUUACCACCAUUGUAGUAAUGGUGCUCCGAGUGAAAUCAGUGGUAAAUGUUCAGCUACUCCAUAGGUUGUCUUUGCAAACAGUUUGUAUGAUACGAGCUCUUAUCAAAAGGACAUAUUGUGAAAUAAAAACACACCAGCAUGCUAAGCACAGCAGGUGACAAAGAUUAGCUCCUUUAUUUAAGCAGCCUGGUUAUUUUAGUGUUCAGCUUUUUCUUUUCGACAACUAUUAAGAAUGUUUUCUUACAGACCUCCCUAUGGCAGGAUUAAUUCAAACAGCAGGAAUUAGUAGAUUGUAAACAUGUUUGAAGUGAUCAAACUUUUUUUUUUUGCAGUUGCUGUCCUCCAAUAUGAGCAACUCACCCCCCUCAAAUUAAAUCUUUUUUUUUUUACAUUGCUCUCCCUCUGAGAGUCUCCUCAAAUAAGUGUUUUUUUU